Messenger RNA from Aedes aegypti (yellow fever mosquito), 1571 nucleotides. It is a transcript of the gene Tango4, whose product is annotated as pleiotropic regulator 1. Gene Ontology annotation, molecular function: protein binding. Gene Ontology annotation, cellular component: precatalytic spliceosome; catalytic step 2 spliceosome; Prp19 complex. NCBI's taxonomy places the organism in Eukaryota, Metazoa, Arthropoda, Insecta, Diptera, Culicidae. Gene Ontology annotation, biological process: mRNA splicing, via spliceosome. The transcript has 3 exons. Bases 123 to 1505 code for a protein of 460 amino acids. The record is from RefSeq and is a predicted model, not a curated record.
AACAUUUCUGUAAACAACACGCGACGCGACGACGAAUGUUUGCUUUCGGUUCAUCAAAAAUCAGUAAAACGCUAUUUUCCACAGUAAAAGAAAUUGUGCGCUAAUUGAAAAGUGAUUAAGCUAUGGAGGAAGUGCAGCGCCAUUCAGUGCACACGCUAGUGUUCCGUUCCUUGAAGAGAACUCACGAUUUCUUCGUGGCGAAUCAAUCGCUGCUCCCGGAGAUGGAUGAAAACCUGGAAAAAUCUAAAUAUUCCAUCAAAGCGCGCGAUUCAUACGGACUAGUGUUUGAUCGAGUGGCCAAUGCCAAAAAUGUAUCCAUCAGACGAAGCGAAGUACUCAGAACGGAAGCCGGACCAAAUCCGACUCAGGAUCACAUGCUGGCGAUCACUGCCGGAGGUGAACAGGAUCAAGGUGCAAAUACCCAAUCCGCUCUGCUGCCAGUUGGUGCGUCACAGAGCAGCCAGAAUACAAACUCCAACACUGUCCAGAUACUGCCAAAAAAGGCACCCACAAUCCCGAAACCGAAGUGGCACGCCCCCUGGAAGCUUUGCCGUGUCAUUUCCGGUCACUUGGGAUGGGUACGGUGCGUUGCGGUAGAGCCGGGUAACGAAUGGUUCGCCACUGGGGCUGCGGAUCGGGUGAUUAAGAUCUGGGACUUGGCCAGUGGCAAGCUGAAGCUAUCGUUGACGGGCCACGUAAGUACCGUCAGGGGGCUCUGCGUGAGUCCACGACAUCCCUAUCUUUUCAGCUGUGGAGAGGAUCGUCAGGUGAAAUGCUGGGACUUGGAGUACAAUAAGGUCAUUCGGCACUACCAUGGGCACUUGUCCGCAGUGUACACCAUGGCCCUCCAUCCGACGAUUGAUGUCCUGGUCACGGCUGGACGAGAUUCUACCGCCCGAGUGUGGGAUAUGAGGACCAAGGCCAAUAUUCACACCCUGGGGGGUCACACGAACACGGUGGCCAGUGUGGUUUGUCAGGCGGCCAAUCCUCAGGUGAUAACCGGAAGUCACGACUCGACCGUACGUCUGUGGGAUCUUGCAGCGGGUAAAAGCAUGUGCACGCUUACGAAUCACAAGAAGAGCGUUCGGAGUAUCGUCCUGCAUCCGUCGCUAUACAUGUUUGCAUCGGCCUCACCGGAUAAUAUCAAACAGUGGCGUUGCCCCGAGGGAAAUUUCAUUCAGAACCUGAACGGUCACAACUCCAUCGUAAACACGAUGGCGGUCAAUCCGGAGGGCGUGUUAGUUUCCGGAGGCGACAAUGGGACCAUGUUCUUCUGGGAUUGGCGCACCGGGUAUAACUUCCAGCGCUUCCAGGCGGCGGUCCAGCCGGGUUCGAUGGACAGCGAGGCGGGAAUCUUUGCCAUGACGUUUGACAUGUCCGGUUCGAGGCUCAUCACGACCGAGGCUGACAAGACCAUCAAGAUCUACAAGGAGGAUGACGAGGCUUCGGAGGAAUCGCAUCCGGUCAACUGGCGGCCGGAGAUCAUCAAGCGAAGGAAGUAUUAGGAGCGAGGGCAUGUGAUUUGUGUGCAAAUUGACCUUGAUUUUUUAAUAUUACAGUUCUAAAGUGAA